This is a messenger RNA of Glarea lozoyensis ATCC 20868, 597 nucleotides long. RefSeq lists its product as uncharacterized. Lineage: Eukaryota; Fungi; Ascomycota; Leotiomycetes; Helotiales; Helotiaceae. Bases 1 to 597 code for a protein of 198 amino acids. The record is from RefSeq and is a predicted model, not a curated record. The transcript has a single exon.
AUGUCGUCCACUAAAGAGUUCGCUCAAAGCCGUUCUAUCACUUACCUUUUCAUUUCUCCAACGAGAUUCAUCGAAGCUCUCUACAACUAUACCAUCGAAACAACGAAAUCUACAACAAUAUGGCUCCAUAUGCGCAAGUUCUCAAAGCUCUGCAUCGAUGCAGCGACGUACAAUAACUGCAGAAAUCGCGAGAUGCUUCUCCACAAGUUUAAUUUACAUAUGGGUGCCGUGGCAGUGCUGUCACUAGUAGUUUUCAUAAUUGACAUCAUAGGGUACGACAUAUCCAUUUGGAUCUACAUUACACAAGAACUCUUUUGGGUUGUGAUUGCACAGUUGAUUAUCAGAGAGUUUCGCAAGGCACAAGAGAGAAUGUUACGCACACGCAGAUGGGGUGACGAGUGGGACUGGAACUGGAACGACUGGGGGCUGGAUGAAUGGGAUUAUUGGAAUUUUGGCAUGUGGAAGCCGGGCGAAGAACCGAAUGUUUCGUGGGCUUUGAGACGAAAGGGUUUGAUAUAUACGAGUAACCCGUUACGAGAUUAUUUCCAUUUCUUUGGAAGGAGGAAAGUUGUGGGUAUUAUGACCCUCAAAUUCUAA